AUGGAGGAUGCCCUCAUGCUCUCAGUGUCGAAGGACUCCCCUUCUGAAUAUGUUCCUGAAGAAAUCAUGAAAGACCUUCAGUGGCUUCAUGAUGAGGCUGAAGUACGCAUGUUGACUGAUUCUGUCAAAUGGGUUAAUGAAAUUAUUGUACAUCUCCCGGAAUCAUGGUUGAACGAUUACGAAAAAACAACGGGUAACACAACGACACGACAUUCAACUUCGUUCUCUUGUUCCACUAGGUUUUUCCGAAUGGGUAAAUCUAUGCUCGAAACCAGAGAUUUCGUACGAGCUGCUUACUACUUACAAAAAGUUCAGAAUGAGAACAGCGUUUACAAGUUCAUAUAUUACUGGAGUCGAUAUUUGGGUUGUGUGCGAGACCAACUUGAACAUGAUGCUGAAUCCUUCGACAAGAAAGCUCAUUCUUCCAAUCCGGAUCCUCCCAUAUUAGCAAAGGAUCUUCUUAGUGAUAUGUUAAACGACAAGAAAGACCAUUCCGAUUUGCAUGACUCAUUUAUCAAUUAUCUACUGGCGAGAGUUCAAAUACUGUUGGGCAUGACUGAAGCGGGUUAUGAAACACUAAAAAACGUUGUGAAAGAAGAACCAAGGCUCUGGCCAGCUUGGGAGGAGAUGGUGAAUGUCAUACCCAAAUAUGAGUUCACAAAUGUUUCUGAUUUAUGCUUUUCUACUAAUUCAAUUCCUUGGAUUUUCACGUGGUUCACAUCUCUGUAUUGCAAGCGUUUCCAACUAUUCAGAGAAGGAAUAACUCGAGCCGAAACGCUACUGAAAAUUUUCGGAGAUCUUCCUCAGCUUUUAUCUUUGAUCGGAGCAUGUUACAACCAUGCUUUGGAUCACAGGGAGUCUGUCAAAUACUUCAAACAGGUCAACGAGUUAGACCCCUAUCGUUUAGAGCACAUGCACUUAUACUCUGAUUCGUUAUUCUGUAAAGGAGAACGGGUUGCAUUAACUGCUCUUACGCACAGCUUUUUCAAAUCACAUAAGUUCGCUUGGGAAACAUGCUGUAUAGUUGGCAAUUAUUACAAUAUGAGACAAGAACAUCAGCAAGCUAUUCGUUUCUUCCAAAGAGCUGCCAGAUUAAAUCCUACGGUAGCAAGUAUUUGGGUUCUAAUUGGACAUGAGUUCUUGGAACUCAAGAAUAAUGCUGGUGCUUGUCUGUCCUAUAGACGAGCAACAGAAGUGGACCCUGUUGAUUUCCGAGGGUGGUAUUCUUUGGGACAAAUGUAUGACAUCUUGAAAAUGACAACAUACUCUUUGUAUUAUUACCAACAAGCCCACAAAUGCAGCCCACAGGACUCCAGAAUACUUGUAGCCUUAGGUGUAGCUUAUGCACACAUUGGUCGGUCGAAAGACGCUCAAAAAUGUUUUGCUACCGCUUUCGAGUACGGAGACGUGGAAGGAAACGCUCUCUGGCAUUUGGCGAAGCUCUUCGAAAAGGCUAAUCAAUUAGCUAAGGCUGCUAGAGUGUAUGAAGAAUAUCUCACAACAUACGAUGGUACACGCCUUGAGGAAUAUGAUGAAAAUGCUACUCACAUCAUACGUUUCUUGGCCAAGUAUUACUGUGGCACCGGUGAUUUGGCGAAAGCUACAGAAUAUGCACAACGCUGUCUUCAACACGAAGCGACUUGUGAGGAGGGAAGAGCUGUCCUUCGUGAAGUAAACCAAAAAAAUAGUGCUAUACUUAUGGAUGUCGAGGCUACACCAGCGCGUAUGGAACCAAACUGCCAAAGCAGCCCUACUGCGAUGAAUAUGUCAGAUACAGAUAUGGCCGUGUCUGAUGGUGAAGACGUCUCCUUUGAUUGA
This is a messenger RNA of Auanema sp. JU1783, 1818 nucleotides long. The record is from the annotation of a GenBank genome assembly. Lineage: Eukaryota; Metazoa; Nematoda; Chromadorea; Rhabditida; Rhabditidae.